AUGCCGAUGCUACGAUUUCCUUCUUCUCAUGAAAAAAUACUUCCUGAUGAUAUUGACCUCAUCUGGCCUCCAACACAAUCACAAAAUCCUGAAGCUCUCGAAGCAAUCCAGGGCUGUCUUAUAGGUCUAGCAGUAGGAGAUGCGCUUGGAGCAAGCGUGGAGUUUCGUUCUCGAGAAUAUCUCGCCGCUCAUCCUGUUCGUGAUAUGAACGGUGGAGGUACAUGGGAUUUACCAGUUGGUAAAUGGACAGAUGAUACUGCUAUGGCUUUAUGUCUUGCUUCAUCACUUAUCACUCAAAAAUAUUUUAAUCCUUAUGAUCAAAUGGUUCGCUACAAAUGGUGGUAUAAACAUGGGUAUUUAUCUUCUAAUGGGCGUUGUUUUGACAUUGGUAAUGGAACUCGUGAUGCACUAGAAGAGUUUAAUAAUCGUCAGAAUCAACUGAAGAAUCAUUUGAACAGUCAUAGUGAAUCACAAGUUGAUGAACUAUCAUUUGAUAUCAUUCAACAAGUCGGCUUUGAUGUAAAUUGUAGUGGGCCAGGCGUUGCUGGUAAUGGUGCUCUGAUGCGUCUUGCUCCGGUGCCACUGUUCUUCUAUCGAACACCUUCUCUUGCAGUUGAACUUUCAGGUGAAAGUGCUCGUCUCACACACGGUGAUGAUGUAGCCGUUGAUGCAUGUCGUUAUUAUGCAGCACUUAUUAUUGCAGCUAUUUAUGGUGAACAUAAAGAAAAUCUGCUUAGUGACCAAUUUUAUCAUUAUUAUCGCGAAUGGUUUGGUUCUCGAGAACUUCAUAGCAAAAUUCUCCGUGUCGCCAGUGGAUCGUUUAAAAAGCCAGGAGGUUAUGAAGAUGGAAUUCGGAGCAAAGCAUACAUUGUGAAAACACUUGAAGCAGCUUUAUGGGCAUUUUGGAGUAGCGAUUCUUUUGAAGAGGGUGCACUCAACGCCGUCAAUCUUGGGGAUGAUACUGAUACUGUCGCAGCAAUCUACGGUCAAUUGGCGGGUGCCUACUAUGGUUAUGAAAACAUUCCAGAAACGUGGAGAUACAAAUUGUACGCUAAUAAACUGAUCAAGUGUAUGGCUACGUGGUUACAAGUUUUAGGUGAGCCAGACAUCAAAUUGUCUGAACAACAAAGAUUCAAUCAAACAAUUUCUUCAGCAGUUGAAUCAUCACAGCUUAUAUAUAUGAAUUCACCACAACUGAAAAGAUUCCAAUCAACAAUCGACGAAAUACCGCAACAAAAUUUUCGCACAAACAGCAGCAGAUCAGUUCCACGACAUCCGCGUUCUGGAAUUAGUUAUUGGAUAUGUCCAAGUUAA
Rotaria sp. Silwood2 is the source of this 1314-nucleotide messenger RNA. The record is from the annotation of a GenBank genome assembly. NCBI's taxonomy places the organism in Eukaryota, Metazoa, Rotifera, Eurotatoria, Philodinida, Philodinidae.